Messenger RNA from Molossus molossus (Pallas's mastiff bat), 1384 nucleotides. It is a transcript of the gene SLC67A1, whose product is annotated as solute carrier family 22 member 18. Gene Ontology annotation, biological process: transmembrane transport. The record is from RefSeq and is a predicted model, not a curated record. The transcript has 10 exons. Gene Ontology annotation, molecular function: transmembrane transporter activity. Lineage: Eukaryota; Metazoa; Chordata; Mammalia; Chiroptera; Molossidae. Bases 116 to 1384 code for a protein of 422 amino acids.
CUGCCUCCUGCCCAGCGUCUCAGCACCUCACCAGUACGGCAGGACGUUUGCCCCCUCCAGAUCUGCCAGCCUCCUACGUGGAUCCCUGCAAGGCCCCUGGCAGCACCUGCCCAGGAUGCUGGGAGCAGGAGCCCCCCGGAGCCAGGGCCCUGCUGGAAUGCGUGCCCUGGGCCGGCCGUGGGUCCUCCUACUCACCUACCUACUGACCACGCUGGACCUGACCAGCCUCUUCAUGCAGUUUUCUGUCCUGCCGUACCUGUCCCGGAGGCUGGGCCUGGACUCGGCCGCCUUCGGCUACCUGCAGACCACCUUUGGCGUCCUCCAGCUGCUGGGCGGGCCCGUGUUCGGCAGGUUCGCAGACCAGCACGGGGCGCGGGCCGCGUUCGCCGUGUCCUUCCUGGGCUCCUGCGCGCUCUACCUGCUCCUGGCGGCCGCCUGCAGCCCGGCCCUGCCCGGCGCCGCCCUGCUGUUCGCCUCGCGCCUGCCGGCCCCGCUCAUGCACAUGCUGCCAGCCGCCCAGAUGGUCAUCGUGGACCUGACUGCGCCCGAGGAGCGGCCCGCGGCCCUGGGCCGGCUCGGCCUCUGCUUCGGCGUCGGCAUCAUCCUUGGCUCCGUGCUCGGCGGGACCCUGAGCGACACGUGCGGGAUUCAGUGUCCAGCCCUCGUGGCUCUUGCGGCCAACCUCCUUGGAGCCAUCCUCAGCUUCGCCUGCGUCCCUGCCAGCACCAAAGGGGCCAGCGCCCACGCCCAGGCUGCCUCGCCAGGUGCCCCCCAGGCCGGCGUGUUUGACCUGAGGGCCAUCUACCGCCUGCUGCUGCAGCCCGGGGUGCUGCCCGUGUUCCUGGUCAAGGUGAUCUCCGGCUUCCCCUCAGGGCUCUUCAUGAUCAUGUUCUCCAUCAUCUGCAUGGACUUCUUCCAGCUGGACGCCACCCACGCCGGCUACCUCAUGUCCUUCUCCGGGGCUCUCCUGAUGGUCAUCCAGGGCCUGGUCAUCGGCCGGCUGAGCCGCCGUUUCUCCGAAGCAGCCCUGCUCCGGGCCAGCGUGCUGGGCUUCAUCGCGGUGGGGUUGGCCAUGGCGCUGAUGUCCACCGUCUUCCACUUCUGCCUCCUGAUGCCCGGCCUGGUCUUCAGCAUGUGCGCACUCAACGUGGUCACCGACAGCAUGCUGACCAAAGCCGUCUCGGCCUCGGACACGGGGACCAUGCUGGGCCUCUGUGCUUCUGUGCAGCCGCUGACCCGCACCCUGGGGCCCGCCCUGGGCGGCCUCCUGUACCGCAGCUUUGGCGUCUCCAUCUUCGGCCACGUGCAGUUUGCCGUCAACCUCCUCGUCCUCUUGGCUCUCUGCCGACAGCCUAUGUCCCAGAAGACGCUCAAAGUCCGGUGA